AUGUUUAUUUUCACAUCUAGCACUAAAAUAAUAAAGUUGCUGGCUCUUUUAUUAUUUCAACUAAAUCUAGUAAAACUCCAUUUAGCUCAAAAUGGAAACAUUAAUAUUGAUGAACAAUUCUUUCGCUUUGACUACACAUUUUACCCUGAGCUAGAUGGAUGGCUGAAACUACACCGCAUACCUGCUACCUGGCACGACGCUCGACUUAGAUGCUAUCUUGAAGGAGCAGCGUUAGCUUCACCUUUAAAUACAAAACUUUUAACUGCUAUGAAAAAUUUUUCCAUUGAAGUCUUAACCGGUGUACAUUCAACAAUAUCUAAAGGAGAUUACUUCUCAGUUGAAGGAGUACCGCUGGCUAGAAUGCCAAUAAAAUGGGCACCAGGGGAACCAGACAAUUGCGAAAACAGCGAGGAAUGCCUGCUCCUUCAAUCUCAUGGAACAGUGGCUGACGUUAAAUGUUCGGAGGUUUUCCCCUUCAUAUGCUAUAAAAAAAGAACAAAACCGGCAAUUAUUACCGACUGUGGCACUACUGAUAUUGAGUACACUCAUGAUUCUAGAACCGGUAGCUGUUAUAAAUUCCACUACGUUGGCCGAUCUUGGCCUCGUGCUUUCAUGGCCUGUGCGUCAGAGGGUGGCCAUUUGGCCAUCAUAAACAGUGAUGUCGAAGCUCAAAUUCUAAAGGAGUUGUUUGCAAAGUAUCCCGAACAUAAAAUAAGUGCUGUAAAAAAAAACCUUGCUCAUGUUGGAUUCUAUGACUGGGGUGAACGUGGGGUGUGGAGUACAAUUCAUGGUCAAAGUCUCAGAGAAGCGGGAUAUGAAUCGUGGGGUAAAUGGCAGCCAGAUAAUGCAACUGCAGAAUAUUGCGGGUCUAUGUUCAAGGAUUCGUUAUUGAAUGAUAUUUGGUGCCAUUGCAUUGCACCGUUCAUCUGUGAGAAGAAACCAGAGAAUCUUUUACCCUACGAUUCCGAUAAUUAA
Messenger RNA from Parnassius apollo (apollo), 975 nucleotides. The record is from the annotation of a GenBank genome assembly. NCBI's taxonomy places the organism in Eukaryota, Metazoa, Arthropoda, Insecta, Lepidoptera, Papilionidae.